AUGCCGCGAACAUCAUCUUAUUCUUAUACAUCACAAACAACGAUACCACCGGUAACUAUACCGUCAAGAAUUACUUAUCAAACGCAUGAUGGGAGAUCCACAUAUCCACCAGGACCUGACCAACAUACAACAUCAUUUACUUAUUCUACUCCCGCAACAAUACGUACACCAGGUUAUACAUAUACAACUCAAACAAGGCCGACUUUAUCGCCACCAACAAUCCAAACAAAGCCACCAAUAGAGGUUUCAACAGGAUAUACUUAUCCAAGACCUGAUAGUCAAUUUAAGCUGCCAUCUCAAACUCAACCGUCUUAUGAAAGACCAAGCGGGUCAUUUACAACACCAAGAACACCAGCGCCAUCAUCAUUUUUCCCAUCAGAAAAGCCAAGACCUUCUACUUUUUCGCAAAGACCAACAGUCCCAUCGUACAAACCAAAUGAUUACGACAUUUAUCCACAAACAUUCCCGCCAGGACCAAAAGUAACACCGCCAUCCAAAACGCCAACUUAUGAUUACCCACAACCACCUCCAACAUCAUUCCCACCGUCGCAAUCCAAAAUACCAGGCUAUGAUUAUCCACGACCACCUCCAGGAUCACCAUCACCUUUUCCACAACCACAGCCACCGAAAACUCAAACUCCUGCCCCACCUUUCCCACCAAGACCUGCCUCAUCACCCAAAACGCCAGGUUACGAUUAUCCAGAACCAUCAUCACCUUUUCCACAACCACAGCCACCGCAAAACUCCAGCUCCUGUCCCACCUUUCCCAUCAAGACCUCCCUCACCACCCAAAACGCCAGGUUAUGAUUAUCCACGACCAGCUCCAAGACCACCAUC
Molecule: messenger RNA, 837 nt
Organism: Apis florea (little honeybee)
Lineage: Eukaryota; Metazoa; Arthropoda; Insecta; Hymenoptera; Apidae
Source: RefSeq, a predicted model, not a curated record